Messenger RNA from Saccostrea cuccullata (small rock oyster), 889 nucleotides. RefSeq names its product lysophospholipase-like protein 1. The transcript is spliced from 5 exons. Gene Ontology annotation, biological process: protein depalmitoylation. Gene Ontology annotation, cellular component: cytoplasm. The record is from RefSeq and is a predicted model, not a curated record. Bases 38 to 736 code for a protein of 232 amino acids. Lineage: Eukaryota; Metazoa; Mollusca; Bivalvia; Ostreida; Ostreidae. Gene Ontology annotation, molecular function: palmitoyl-(protein) hydrolase activity; carboxylic ester hydrolase activity.
GGUGACUAGUUCAACAGGUAGAACUUACUAUCAUACUAUGGGUAGCAGGUGGAGGGUUUUACCUAGAAUAAUUUCUCAAUCAGGGCUAAGAAACAGCGCCUCGGUGAUAUGGCUGCAUGGUUCAGGUGACACAGGGCCUGGUAUUUUGGAAUGGAUAAACAUGGUAUGGAAAGAAGAGUUUAAGUUUCCACACAUUAGAUUAAUAUUCCCAUCAGCUGAUCCUGUUCCUUACACUCCUAAUAAUGGUCAGGUUUCUACGGUGUGGUUUGAUAGACAAAAAAUUUCACCCUUUGUGCCAGAAAAUUUAUCAUCUAUAGAUGCCUCAGCAACAAAACUGAAUGAGUUGAUUCAAGCAGAAGUUGAUGGUGGAAUUCCACUCUCAAGGAUUAUCAUAGGUGGUUUUUCUAUGGGUGGUGCCAUGGCAUUACAUCAAGUCUACAGGUAUCAGAAGCAGGUAGCUGGCUGUUUUGCUCUGUCAAGUUUUCUAAAUGAAGGCUCUUUAGUGUACAAGGAAGUUGAAAAUAUCCAAAACAAGUCAUCCCUUCCCCCGUUGUUUCAGUGUCAUGGGACCAGAGAUGAAUUAGUUUUGUUUGACUGGGGUACAGAGACAUUCAAAACAUUAACAAACUUGGGCAUUUCUGGAGAAUUUCAAGAAUUUAACAUUUUUCAUGAAUUCAAUAAGAAGGAAUUGACACUACUGAGAGAGUGGAUACUUACUAAAUUACCUCCAGAUUAAACACCUUAAUACCUGUGUGAUAUAUUUCCUUCAUACAAUCUUCAAAGAAUUUAAUCACAACCUUAAAUCACUUUAAAUAUUGUUAAGUUUUUAAUGACAAAUGAAAAUCUACUUGUUUUUGGUUAUAAACUUAUUGAUUUUACUUAUAGCAAA